Ostreococcus tauri is the source of this 1089-nucleotide messenger RNA. Its product is annotated as Glycosyl transferase, family 3. The record is from RefSeq and is a predicted model, not a curated record. Gene Ontology annotation, cellular component: cytosol. The coding region runs from base 1 to 1089 and encodes 362 amino acids. Gene Ontology annotation, molecular function: anthranilate phosphoribosyltransferase activity. Lineage: Eukaryota; Viridiplantae; Chlorophyta; Mamiellophyceae; Mamiellales; Bathycoccaceae. Gene Ontology annotation, biological process: L-tryptophan biosynthetic process. The transcript has a single exon.
AUGGAGACGCGCGCGAUGCGGCGAACGAGCGGUGGAGUUAUUCUCGCCGUGAGCGCGCCGGCGAACGCGAUCGAUUUGCGCAAGGUGAUCGAGGAUUUGUGCGCGGGGGUGGAUUUAUCCGAGGAGCGGGCGUACGCGGCGAUGGAGGCGUUAUUGGACGCGGAUCAGGCGCAGAUCGCGGCGUUUUUGGUGCUGCUCCGAGCGAAGGGGGAGACAGCGGCGGAGAUGGCGGGGUUGGCGAAGGCGAUGCAGUCGAGAGCGGUGGAGGUGGACGCGGGCGACGAGGUGUUGGAUAUUGUUGGGACUGGGGGCGACGACGCGGGGACGGUGAACAUCUCCACCGGGUCGUGCGUCCUCGCCGCCGCGGCCGGGGCCAAGGUGGCGAAGCAUGGUUCGAGAUCGGUGUCUUCGCUCUGCGGUUCGGGAGACGUGCUCGAGGCUUUGGGGGUGGAGAUUGAGUUGGGUCCGGAGAGCAUGAAGCGGUGCAUCGACGAAGUCGGCAUGGGCUUCAUGUUUGCCCCGAGAUACCACCCCGCCAUGGCCAAGGUUUCUCCGGUGCGUAAGGCGCUCAAGGUGCGCACGGCUUUCAACAUGCUCGGGCCGAUGCUGAAUCCGGCGCAUAGCAAGUACGCGCUCGUCGGCGUCUACAGCACGGGCGUGCAGCAACUCAUGGCGGAUUCCUUGAUGCGUCUAGGGAUGAAGAAGGCGCUCGUCGUUCACUCCAUGGGAUUGGACGAGCUCACGCCGGCUGGCCCGGCGGACGUCGUCGAAGUCACCCCGAACGGCACGCGUUCGUACACCUUUGAGCCCAAGGAUGUGGGCGUAAAGGCGUGUACGCUUGAGGAUUUGCGAGGCGGCGACCCGCAAAUGAACGCCAAGCUCUUGCGCGCCGCCCUGGAGGGUGAGAAGGGUCCGAUCGCAGAGACGCUCAUUCUUAACGCCGGCGUCGCCAUGGCUGCCGCGCAACAAGCCAAGGACGUUACCGAGGGCAUCGCCAUGGCGCGAGAGGCCCAUGAGAGCGGCAAGGCUGGCAAGACGCUUAACGCUUGGAUCGCGCUCACUCAGGAGUUGAAGAAGAACGAGGCGUAA